GUCCAUACGAUCGAGAUCACGUGUGGGCGCUCGAUCACUUUCUGCUUUUGUUGCUGGAGCCUGGAGGGUUUUCAGUUUGUCACUUCACGCUCAGCGACAACGAUGGCUUCGCUGGUUCGAACCUUGCCACGGGCACACUCCGCUUCAUCUCGUAGACUACUCUGUCAAUCACAUAGAAUUUCUCCAGUUCUUGCAUUCUCUUCAAAUUGGAAUCAUGUUCAGAAACGUACGCAAGCAACUGUAGCUGAAUCGGGCCCAGCUGUGACAGCAACGAACCGUAAGAUAAUUCGGUGCUGAAGCAACGCUUAAGCGAUUCUGGAAAACAGUCGGGAUUGAGAAACGUGAUAAUGGACAUCUCGUUACGCUUGACAAGAGACCUUUAAAGACACCUAGUGGGAAACACUUGUUAUUACCGAAGGAGAAGAGGCUUGCUGCCAUACUUGUGGCCGGUGAAUGGGAUAAUCAGGACACAUUACUGAAGCAGCAUUCGUUGCCUAUGACUUCGCUCACUUCCCGGGCUAUUGAUGCUCUUGGGGACGAAGAGACUCGAAAACAAGUCCGAGCGCAACUACUCAAGUACCUCGAGACAGAUACGAUCUGGUAUUCACCUUUCCACCAAACAGAACCGCAGACAAUAGUCGACCUCCAGGCUCAACACUGGAAUCCCCUUCUCGAUUGGGUUCAGUCUGAGUUUUCCGUACAGAUCAGCACGUCGAACUCCUUCUUCCGCCCAGUUCAUCCAGAAGAGACGUUCAAGAAGUUUGAUGAGGUUAUGCAGAAAUUUGACCCUUGGGAGAUGGCAGCGAUGGAACGUGCAGUGUAUACUUCCAAGAGUUUCAUCAUCGCACUCGCCCUCAUCAAAAGACAGAUAACAGCUGAACAGGCAGCUCAGGCUUCACACGUUGAGGUGAACAGCCAAAUUGAGAAAUGGGGCGAAGUCGAAGAUUCACAUGAUGUGGAUUACCAUGAUGUUCGGAGACAGUUGGCUAGUGCAGCUGUUUUGUCGUCGAACCUAUAACUUUAUCAAGUCUAAUCGAGAGCCCUUGUCGACGACUUCUGCACGCAGGGAGUACUAUACAGCUACUAAUAUAGUCCACACAACGCAGGAUGUCCAUCGGUCUAUUAGCAUUAUCUUUCUGCAGAUUGUGAAAUCCGUCGCUUACCAUGCUGUCUCUUCAAACGAUAUCCUCGCGGCGGUGCUCAUUGUAUCUACUUGACUGUUCGUGGAGUCUCGAUCCUUCGUACAGGACGAUUAAUCCAAAGUCCCAUUAUAUACAGGUAAUGGUACAUAUGCCUAUUUUCCCGUUGAUUCUUCUCUCCGUAGUUACGACUUCUUAGUCUUACCCCACACUGCUUCCCGACCUUGCUGCUUCGACGCCUCAUCACCU
Molecule: messenger RNA, 1388 nt
Organism: Somion occarium
Lineage: Eukaryota; Fungi; Basidiomycota; Agaricomycetes; Polyporales; Cerrenaceae
Source: the annotation of a GenBank genome assembly